AUGAUUGAACGAGAUCAGAAGUGGAAAAAAAGAAUUUGAAUUAGUAUUUUCAUGUUAUCUUCUGGAUUACGAAUACCGGAUAUUCUAGUCAAAUGUAAGUACCUAACCUCACAAUGCAGCUUCGUAGUCAUGAAUAUACUACGAAGGCUACGAAGUAAGACGCAGAAUCGACAGAAUACUUCUAGAAAUUAGAUACUUAGUAAAAUAAAAUGGCAUCUAACGAACAGUGUCUCGAAUUCGAAUUUAUGGAGAAGAAAUCAAAUCUGAUGAGCAUGGCGUACGAAUUAUCGGUAAUUGGAAACACCCAGGUUUUAGUUUUUGUGCAUCACGAUGGGGGAAAGUCGGCAUGUUUUUGCACUAUAGAUUUCCAACCUGUGGUAACCAGUGACUCUGGAAAGCAAUUAAUUCAAUCAUGCCUCGACAAUAACAAAUCUACGCUUUCCGAAAAUGAGGACAAUACGAUUGUAGUUAAUAUUUCAAACGGAACUAACUCAACACCGAAUAGAGGCGAAGUUAAUCCAGAAUUUGCGGAAAGGAAAUCCCAAUUACUGAACAAGGUUCAGGAGGUAUCAACUGUCUGCAAUACGUCUGGUUUGGUCCUCAUAAUGAAUUACGAUACUGGAGAAUUAACGAGCUUUUUCACCAAGAAUUUAGAACCCGUGGUUGCAAGUGAAACUGGAAAAAAACUACUCGAAUUGUGUAUAAAGGGAAAAAAUUUGGAUUUAACAUUAUUAAAAAAUAAAUUUCAAGGAAAAGAAGAAGGCUGCCAAACAUUUUCAAACAAAUUACCGUCAAGGGUCGAUGAAAAAAAAUAA
This is a messenger RNA of Diprion similis, 815 nucleotides long. Its product is annotated as serum response factor-like. The transcript has 4 exons. Bases 210 to 815 code for a protein of 201 amino acids. Gene Ontology annotation, molecular function: protein dimerization activity; DNA binding. The record is from RefSeq and is a predicted model, not a curated record. Lineage: Eukaryota; Metazoa; Arthropoda; Insecta; Hymenoptera; Diprionidae.